CCUCUGCACCGCUUCCUCAGCUGCAGGAUCAUCAGCUUGUGGUGCAGACAAAAAACCAAAAAAUAAUUGACAGGAGGAUGGCGUUGAAACAGGUUUCCAGCAGCAAGAGCUUUGGGGGAUUCCAGAAAGUUUUUGAACAUGACAGUGUUGAACUGAAGUGCAAAAUGAAAUUUGGUGUUUACUUGCCACCAAAGGCAGAAACUGCAAAGUGCCCUGUAUUGUAUUUCUUAUCUGGUUUAACUUGCACAGAACAAAAUUUCAUAACAAAAUCUGGUUUUCAGCAAGCUGCCUCUGAACAUGGCCUUAUCGUCAUCGCUCCAGAUACCAGCCCCCGUGGCUGCAAUAUUAAAGGAGAAGAUGACAGCUGGGACUUUGGCACUGGUGCUGGAUUUUAUGUGGAUGCCACUGAGGAUCCAUGGAAAACCAACUACAGGAUGUAUUCUUAUGUAACAAAGGAGCUUCCCCAACUUGUAAAUGCCAAUUUUCCAGUGGAUCCCCAAAGGACGUCUAUUUUUGGCCACUCCAUGGGAGGUCAUGGAGCUCUGAUUUGUACUUUGAAAAAUCCUGGAAAAUACAAGUCCGUGUCAGCCUUUGCUCCGAUUUGUAACCCAGUGCUCUGUGUCUGGAGCAAAAAAGCCUUUGCUGCAUUUUUGGGACCAGACCAAAACAAGUGGCAGGCUUAUGAUGCUACCCAUCUUGUAAAAUCCUAUACCGGUCCUCAGUUGGACAUACUGAUUGACCAAGGAAAAGCGGACGAGUUUUACAACGAGUUACACCCUGAGAACUUCAUAGCUGCCUGUACAGAGAAGAAAAUCCCUGUUGUUUUUAGAUCACAAGAGGGUUAUGAUCAUGGCUACUACUUCAUUGCCACCUUUAUUGCUGAUCACAUCAGACAUCAUGCCAAAUACCUGAAUGCAUGAAAACGUCACAGAAGAGAAUCACUACUGGAGAUGGAAAAUUGUAAUAAAGAGAA
Ochotona princeps (American pika) is the source of this 973-nucleotide messenger RNA. RefSeq names its product esterase D (gene ESD). Lineage: Eukaryota; Metazoa; Chordata; Mammalia; Lagomorpha; Ochotonidae. Gene Ontology annotation, cellular component: cytosol. Gene Ontology annotation, biological process: formaldehyde catabolic process. The transcript is spliced from 10 exons. The record is from RefSeq and is a predicted model, not a curated record. Gene Ontology annotation, molecular function: S-formylglutathione hydrolase activity. The coding region runs from base 78 to 920 and encodes 280 amino acids.